AUGGACAAUCGCUCCCUGGCCUCGCCGCCCUCGAUACGCGUGUGUCACUCAACUCCAACCACUGCUACCAACACUGAACAGAACCACCGCCUGCCCUCGAGAUCUCCGUCGUAUUCGAAAAAUUCUGAUCGCUCGCCGUCAUCGUAUGGGCGACCAAUGGCCAUCCCAAACUCCAACGAGCCGCUGGCGCCGCCGCCAUUGCCUCCGCCCCGAUUCAUUGAGGAUCUCGCGCAGGGCCACGACUCCGGGUGGAAAUGGGGCAAUUCGUUCGAAGGAAAGCCAACUCUGGCCCCUAUAAAGCCGACGUCCAGCCUCUUUGGCGGUCACAGUCGCCCGCCUCUUGUCCGUCGGGACGAGACUUUUUCGUUCCCUGACGAGUUCAAGUGCGGAGCGGCGAUGUCAGCUGCGACGAGCCCGUCGUCGGAAACAAGCCCAUCUGGGCAACUGACUUCUCCGGAUGCGGCUCGAUCAGGCUCACUUGGUUCUAACCCCUCCGGCUCACGUCUGGAAGGAGAAAAGCCUCUUUCAAAGAAAUGUGUUGAGCGUUCCUCAAAUGCCUACGACCAACACCUCUUGUCGAAAAUCGGGAAACCGGGUUCCCCUCCACGGCUUGCGUCGAGCUUGGGCACUUCCUUGAACAGCACAAGCCUGCCAUUCCAUUCGAAAACCAGAACACUUUCGACCUUAUCGAUUGGCGAUGGGUCGUUGAGCCCAAGGGAUAUCCCUCCAAGAUGGGGCAGUGGUCCCCCGUCCGCCGCAAUUUCUCCUGGCACAAAAAUGGGGGCCUGGCAAGAUUAUGUUGGGUACCAUAGUCCGACCGGUGAUAGCUCUGUGCACUCUCCCAUGGAGAUCGACAGCUUCAACCAUGCCCGGGAGCGGUACAACAGUAAUUCCUCCGGACGUCGUCCAACAGAAGAAAGACCCAGCAUUUCGGAACGGUCUAGCAAAGCGAGCUAUGAUCAAGGAAUGUUCGCCGAGCAAGAUACUGAUUUUGCAAUGGAUGAUGCGGGACCGACUUCUCAACCCAGUUUACCGGGGCGUAUGUCCUUUACAGAAGGCUUUUCGUCUAUAUCGCGUAAUAGCAUGAAACGAAGGGCCUCGUCACCUCCACGGGGUGCAGCUGCGGACCCAAUGUAUGGGUUUACGGAUGUAGAUAGAGACAGGCGAGCGCUGGGACUCCGAUCCAAUAGCUGCACCUCUCCUACUACCCGGUAUCCAGGAAGUCACGGAUCCAUCUCCUCGAUAUCAUCAAGUCUGCGAACAGAAUCAUAUGCAUCAUCGACUGGGCUCUCUGCUGCGGCGAGCAGCAUUUCUUCUUUUGGAGGGCCGUCUCCAGGAGGAAUUUCACCCACUUCCGAUUUGGACACAUGCUAUGAAAGAUCGUACUUGCCGCCUACAUCACAUCGCUCGCAGUAUGCCGAGUCUGUGGACAUGAAAAGUUCGGUUUCACGAAAGGGUUCAACACAGAAUGGUAUUGGUCUCUCAAAGCCUACUGCACCAAGGAUAGGAAGACUAUAUAUUUGCGAAUGCUGCCCAAAGAAGCCCAAGAAACUUGAGAGCCUGGAAGAAUUACGUGCCCAUGAGAUGGAAAAGCAAUAUACGUGCCAGUUUUGUAAUAAGCGAUUCAAAAACAAGAACGAAGCCGAACGGCAUCAGAAUUCUCUGCAUUUGCGACGGCAUUCUUGGUCUUGUGCUGCGUUGUCAAAUCCCGAGUCUGCAUUCCACCCUUCAGCUUCCCCGACUUGUCAAACCCCUAACGGUCCUUCACACGAUACUUGUGGAUACUGCGGGGUGGAAUUUACGAAUUUCCCAAAGCCCGAAUGGGAUCGGAGAAUGGAGCACCUCAUCAACAUCCAUAAGUUUGGGGAAUGUAAUCAGGCAAAGAAAUUCUACCGCGCCGAUCACUUCCCGUCAACACUUGAAACAUAG
This is a messenger RNA of Coccidioides posadasii C735 delta SOWgp, 1929 nucleotides long. RefSeq lists its product as uncharacterized. NCBI's taxonomy places the organism in Eukaryota, Fungi, Ascomycota, Eurotiomycetes, Onygenales, Onygenaceae. The record is from RefSeq and is a predicted model, not a curated record.